Boleophthalmus pectinirostris (great blue-spotted mudskipper) is the source of this 1152-nucleotide messenger RNA. RefSeq names its product BLOC-1 related complex subunit 7 (gene borcs7). The record is from RefSeq and is a predicted model, not a curated record. Gene Ontology annotation, cellular component: BORC complex. Bases 228 to 542 code for a protein of 104 amino acids. The transcript is spliced from 6 exons. NCBI's taxonomy places the organism in Eukaryota, Metazoa, Chordata, Actinopteri, Gobiiformes, Gobiidae.
ACACUUAAGAAGUAAAAGAGAUAUGGUUUUGAUGAGGCUAACCCUGUGUUCGAUUAUUCUUCUGAAUCUGUUUUCUGAGGAAGUUGCUUAGUGACGCGUGACUCGCCCCCUUUUCCUGGGACAGUACGAUUUGGACCUCUGUGGUGGAAAAAGUAGACCGAGCAAGGAUUCCAAGUCAGAACCCAAGAUGGCUACGCCCAUUGUGACAUACCACGUAGAACCUGCGCAUGAUGGCCUCUGCUGAUCCCCAGCCGCGGUUCGGUCAGUCUGUUAAAGGUUUACUGUCAGACAAAGUGGGCUCAUGUAGCGGCGAUGUGAUGGCCCUGACCCGCCAGGUGCUCAAAGGCUCGCGCAGUCAGGAGCUCCUGGGACAGGCAGCACGUAAUAUGGUAAUUCAGGAGGAUGCUAUCCUGCACUCUGAAGAUAGCCUAAGAAAAAUGUCCAUCAUCACCACACAUCUGCAAUACCAGCAAGAGGCAAUCCAGAAAAAUGUGGAGCACUCCAAAAAUCUGCAGGACCAACUGCGGCACCUGUUAAAGUGAGUCCCAACACUAAGAAUCAAAGAAGCUCAUCAAAAGUUGGACUUAAAGGACGCUGUUCUCAAAGAACUUUAUAUUGAUGAUGUGGUUAUACAUUUUGUUAAGGUUGUUUGGAACUGGCUAGUCUUCAGUUUCAAUUAACUGAUAAAAUAAAGUAAUCGAAGCAGUAUAGUUAAUGAAGACCAGAAGAACAGUGUUAUCUGCAGCCUGAAGGCCUGGCAGCUGCCUGACCUCCAGCGUGUCCCUGAGGUCCCUGUGCUGUGAGCCAUCACUGCACGUGCUUUACGUGACUGCUCUGAGCACGAUGGAGGCUUUGAGAAAUUCCACCCUCAGACUCUCAUCAACUCAUUGUCCUUGAGUCAAAAUAAUGUUCUUAUGAAAUCACUGUGUCUUAUCACAAAGUCAAGGUCUCAGGAUCCUAUCCAGGGACAGACUGCUGCCUGCCUCUGUCUGAUAUACAUUCAAACUGUACACAGAUCAAAUUCAUUUUUAUGUCAAAAUGUUUUCUUUUUUAUUUGACUUGUACUGUACUGUUGCACUAUGGCAAUAGGCACAUGAGCUGAGACAGUACAAAUAGAAAGGCACACUUAAAAAAUUCAAGAAGACAAUGAUA